AUGAAACCUCGCGCAGUAUUCUCACUCAUUGCACUAGCUGCAUUCACCGCUGGUCGCGUUAUUCAAGGACCUUUCAGAUCGGCCACUGUCACCAGCCUUCUCCCCACAUUGCAGUUGCGCAAUCUGCAGGUCAACAAGACCGAUAUCGCUGCAAGCAUCGCUGCCGACCAUGACUCCAACCCAGAAGACACUUGGUCCUCAGAUCCAGACGACGAGGAAGAUGAACAUCCACUCACACUCACUCCCGAGCAGCAGGAGGCCAUCUGGUGCAAAGCCAGGAGUCGCGGUGUCAAGAUGAUCAAAGCCAUGAUGAUGAACGACGGCGAAGCGCAGACCAUGCUAGGUUGGCCAUACAUACAGAGCCCAUGGGAUGGCGACCUCAAGCCUGAAUUGGAGAAGUGGGGAUAUCUCGACGAUGACGAGAAGCACGAAGAGGUGGAUGACCAAUGUGACUUCGAUAAGACGCACGAGAUGGCCGACGCUUUCAAAGAUCUCAAUGUAGAUCCAAGAUCAGCGGGGAGUGGCGGCCCCAACCAUUGCUUCUAUGUCGAGCACAUGAACGGUCCUGCCGUCACUCGUGAUGAAGACGGUGAGCUGCCAUUUGAGGAAGACCAGCACUAUCUCGUCGAUGGCAAAGACUAUCAAGUCACACAAGCCUAUGCUAAGAUCGGCGUCAAUCCCACCAACGGACUCGUUUACUUCAUCCACCGUGAGAGCCCUGAGAGCGCUGCCGAAGAACACUGGAAGCGAAAGCCUGCUGCAAACGAGCUGCCGGCACUGAGAGCAAGUUCUGACAUUGCAUGGGGGAUGUGGAAUCGAGUCGCAUCAGCCGACUUACGCAACUUGAACUACUUUAUGGCAGUGCAGGUAAUCAAUCCGGAGACGCAAUACAUCAUGCAACGCGCUCUGGAGCAACACAACGUUGCCGUGGUGCCAGCAUGGCCAGGCAAAGACUUUGAGUUCGCCGUACCCAACGGUAGAGAGCACGAGAUGGAGGCCGCAUUGGCACUACUAGGUUCCUCUAACGGACUUGGCGCUGGUUACUUUAUAAUCCAACAUCGACCUCAACUUGGCUGGAAGUAUAUUUGGAAAGUGAAGAUCUUUAUGGCCGGUCAAGGUGAGUGGGCCUUGCCUAAUGUUCUUUUCUAUGUCUCGGACCACGCCACUUUGGAAGGAGAGGGACCGCAACGUCUUCUAGAUGAGCAAUUGGAGAACCUGCACAUUUCACAGCGUCGCAAGAGGGAUACGUAUGACACUCCUAAGCCCAAGGUUGUGCAUAGGAGUAAGGACGGCAAAAACGUAAUCCGUGAGCAUGUCUUCAUGGCCAGAUUGUAA
Molecule: messenger RNA, 1335 nt
Organism: Ascochyta rabiei
Lineage: Eukaryota; Fungi; Ascomycota; Dothideomycetes; Pleosporales; Didymellaceae
Product: Mitochondrial import inner membrane translocase subunit tim8
Exons: 4
Coding region: 1-1335 (444 amino acids)
Source: RefSeq, a predicted model, not a curated record